UUAAUUCAUGUUUCUUUCUCUCAGGCUGCAGAUUAUAUUAGUGAGGAUUUUACCUUUGGAGAUGAUGAACAGAAACUUGUAAAAACUUUAAGAGUAUCUUGCUGGUUGAAUCAUGCUGCAUGCUGCCUUAAACUAAAUGAUUUCCGGGGAGCGAUAAAGUUAUGUUCAAAGGUAUUAGAUGUUGAGUUCCACAAUGUAAAGUCCUUGUACAGACGGGCACAAGCUUACAUGGAAACAGCAGAUCUGUAUUUGGCAGAAUUGGAUAUCAAGAAAGCCCUUGAGAUUGAUCCUGAGAACAGGGACGUCAAAAAAGUGCAGAAGACAUUGAAGCAGCUUCAGGCUGAGAGCAACAAGAGAGAUGCAAAGCUUUACAAAAACAUUUUUGCACAUAUGAGGAAGGAUGAAACUGUGGUAGCGAAGGUGUAUUCUUAUGCUCUUGUAUUUUGGUUCCAUUUCUUAUGAUGUUCUGGUUUGAAGGACCAACCCUAGGGUUCAUGAUAACUUUGUUGCUAUUUCUAGUACUGCUUUCUCAGGUGGUUGAGGAGAAUUGUGUUGGGAAUCACUGACAGUUUUUUUUUUUUUUGGGGGGGGGGG
Messenger RNA from Macadamia integrifolia, 594 nucleotides. RefSeq names its product 70 kDa peptidyl-prolyl isomerase. The annotation marks the transcript as partial. The record is from RefSeq and is a predicted model, not a curated record. Gene Ontology annotation, molecular function: protein binding. The transcript is spliced from 3 exons. Lineage: Eukaryota; Viridiplantae; Streptophyta; Magnoliopsida; Proteales; Proteaceae.